AGGGCCAGCAGUUCCAGCUCAAGAGCUCUUUAUUCGUCCACAAACUAGGAAACUACAACUUAAAUAAGAGAGACGCUGCAGAACCUGAAGGACAACAGCCAGAACCUGUCCAGGUGGGUGUUCUCUCUCAACACGUCACAAGAUAAAGGGAGGAGAAAAGAAUUCCUCUGGGGUAUUAAACAUAGCAGCCUGACAGCCAGAUAUCUCAGAAAGCAAAAGCCCUAAAGAAGAACUUGAGGGCUUUUGGAUUCACCAGCUUCACGCCUGAGUGUUCCUCUUGACUAGUUCAGCCCCAGUCAGUAAUCUGAGUGAGGAUGGAGCCCUUAACCUAUAGAAACACUGGAACCUUCCUAGCCCUGGUCUUCUACCUGACAGUGAGACAUGCAGGGGCCGAAAAGCUCUUUCACAGCCGAGAUCACUCAGACAUCCAGGACCUGCCCUCAAGGCAAGCACAGCUUAUUCAGACACCCGAGUCUGCGCAGGAAUUCCUAACAAAAUAUGGUUAUGUCGAACCUGUUGGUUGGGAGGAUUUAGAUUCUGAGAAUGUCCCCAUGCCUAUAGAUGAGAAUCAGGCCCCCAAAGAGCUGAUUUCUGAGGGAGAACCACCAUCUAGGUUCGGAGAAGAUAUAGAACAGCAACCGACCGAAAGCCCAGCCUACAUUGAAUCCCUGAAGAGCUUCCAGAGGGAAAACGGGAUUCCGGUCACCGGCGUCCUGGAUGAGCAAACCAAGGAAGUCAUGAACCGACCCCGCUGUGGUGUCCCAGACCACAAAGCAAGCUCCAAUGAAACAGCUUCAAAUGAGACGUCCACCGCCUCCCAGGCCAACUCGACCACGGAGCUCGCUUCCAGCGACACAGAGAUGGCACCUAUACGGGAGAAGAGGUUCCUGUCCUGGCUGGUGGAGCAUGUCAGGAAGAAAAGGGCCGAUGUGUACACCCUGGCUGGAGAUAGCAGGACCAACCAGGCAUUCAGCAAGGCCACGCUGAAGUGGCGUCUGAUGGAGGAGGGCUAUAGCAUGCACCUGUCCAUUGAACAGCAGAAGAGUGUGCUAAGGCUUGCUUUCCGCAUGUGGAGCGAGGUCAUACCCGUGCAGUUUGUAGAGGAUCUGACCUCUUCCUCUUCUGAGAUUGACAUCAAACUUGGCUUCGGCACAGCACGUCACCUGGGAUGCUCCCAAGUCUUCGAUGGAGCUGGACAGGAGUUUGCUCAUGCCUGGUACCUUGGUGACAUUCACUUUGACGAUGAUGAACAUUUUGUCGGAACAAACAGUGACCAGGGCAUCAGUCUGCUGAAGGUGGCAGUACAUGAAAUCGGACACGCUCUGGGGUUGCCACACAAGUACCGCACUGGAUCGGUAAUGCAGCCUAAUUAUAUUCCACAAGACAAUCAUGUGGAAAUAAACUGGCUAGACAGAAAGGAGAUGCAGGCCCUGUAUGGUAUUUGCCAAGGUCCCUUUAACACAGUCUUCGACUGGGUUCGAAGAGAGAAGAGUACGACUGGAGAUUGGAUCUACCGAUUCAACACCUACUUCUUCAGGUCCAGCUGGUACUGGAUGUAUGAAAACAGAAGUAACAGGACACGCUAUGGAGACCCAUUCCCUGUCAACAUUGGCUGGAGGGGUAUCCCCAGCUCCGACAUUGAUGCCUUUAUUCAUAUCUGGACCUGGAACAUAAAUGCCCAGUACUUUUUCAAAGGUACUCAGUAUUGGCGCUAUGACCCUGACAAUGACAUGAUCUUCACUGAAGAUCCUGAAGGAGUCAGAUAUCCCAAGCUGAUUUCUGAGGGCUUCCCAGGAGCUCCCAGCCCAAUAGACACUGGGUUCUUCGAUAAAAGGGAUCGCAACAUUUACUUCUUCAGGGGAUCCCAAGUGACAGCAUUCAGUGUUGACCUGAAACAGAAGCUCAGUGGAUACCCAAAGCAGAUCGUUGAUGUGUUCCCUGCUACGACUCCUGGAGAUCAUCCAAUUGGGAAUAUAGACUCUGUCUAUUACUCUUAUACAACCAAUUCCAUCUAUUUUAUCAAGGACACGCUGUACUGGAAGGUAGUAACGGACAACGAUAGGAUACGCAAUCCCUCCUAUCCCUUCAACGGACUUCUCCAACAAAACAAAGUCUCAAACAGCUGGUUUGACAUUUGUGACGUGCAUAAUUCAGUCCUAUUAAUGGGUAGCAAGUAAAGCAUGAGCGCUUAAUAUGCCUUUGUUUUUAUGCAUAUGUUUUACGCUACAUUGUCACAUUGUCAAUAUGUUGUUUUAUUACUAUUUAUGUACUAUUAUGCUCCCCUCAGUAACAUCAGAAUAAUACAGUUUAAGAAAGUGUCUUGGAAAGAUGCAUAAGAGCUAAAAAGCAGUUGAUGGAAUAUGACUGAAGAUAUGUUUAGUUGUAUUGUUGUGGCAGUGCCCUGUACUGAACAAUGCAAACUCUAAUGCAUUGUCUUUCCUGUCUUUCUUAUGUCAAGCUGCUGGCAGUGAACGUGUUCCACAGGAUAAAGUCAAUGAUCAGGUUAAGAAAACUUCCUUUCUGUUGAAGUGUAACUGAGGUUGUAGUCAAGCGGCUGUUGUGUAAGGAAAAUAAUUUUGACCCACCAGACAAACUAUAUGGGAUCCACCACAAAACGAACAAAACCCAAGACUACAGUACUUGAUUCAUACCACUUUUAGUUGUGUAUUUCUAGUUUGGUACCUUUUUUUAGGUUAAGUCCUCCUUUCUGAUAAGAAAAAAGCACUAAUGAAAUAUUUAAAUAAAUGGUUUUGAGAGUAGAAGUGCAUCCACUAUAGGGCACUGAAAAGAUUGUUAAACUGGUCACAAAAAGUGUUGACUAACUAUAGAGUAUAGUUUUACACAGAGUAGCAGAGUAGCAACUGGGACAAAUAAACAAUCCUUAAAUGGUCUUGUGUGCUAAAACAUUUCUGUUUAGAAAAUUCUGACUGCAAAAUCUGUAGCAGGAGUUGGCAGCUGUGGUGUUGGAUUGACAUUCCAUUGCUGGUUUAAUAUGAAUAAUUCAUCAUCUUUAACACCUGGGCUGGGCUUAAUUUGCUUCAGUAUAAUAUUUAAGGUCAUGGUUGUAAAGAAUUGAACAAAAAUAUUACGCAAAAGAUUAUAAACACAUUGCAUUAUUUUUAUAUACGAUGCACUGUAAUGUUUAUUUUGAUAACCUUUGUGUAUCUAUUUGUUAAUGUAUUUAUGCAUUGUAUAGUUCCAUUAACAGUCCAUUAUAUGUAUAAAACAGGUUUGAGAUGUUUCAUAGGUUUUGUUGUACAUUUCCAGGAUAAAAAAAAUUAAA
Polyodon spathula (Mississippi paddlefish) is the source of this 3283-nucleotide messenger RNA. Its product is annotated as matrix metalloproteinase-21-like. Gene Ontology annotation, biological process: proteolysis; collagen catabolic process; extracellular matrix organization. Gene Ontology annotation, cellular component: extracellular matrix. The transcript is spliced from 8 exons. Gene Ontology annotation, molecular function: metalloendopeptidase activity; zinc ion binding. Bases 315 to 2177 code for a protein of 620 amino acids. Lineage: Eukaryota; Metazoa; Chordata; Actinopteri; Acipenseriformes; Polyodontidae. The record is from RefSeq and is a predicted model, not a curated record.